Parasteatoda tepidariorum (common house spider) is the source of this 675-nucleotide messenger RNA. The record is from RefSeq and is a predicted model, not a curated record. Lineage: Eukaryota; Metazoa; Arthropoda; Arachnida; Araneae; Theridiidae.
UAGUUCUUACCAAAGUCAUUCUAGUCCUUUCAAACAAUUUAAAAAAUUUUGACCAGACGUUCUUUUUUAUCAUCUUAAAAACAAUAUUUUCCUAAAGGCCCCUUUCAACAUGAUUGGAAUCUACGUAGCAUUGUUCUUAGCCGUCAUAUGCAGUGCAAAAGUUGCUGCGGAAUUCAAAUGCCCGAACAAUUCCGGAUACUACCCUGAUCCGGAGCAAUGUGAUUUGUAUUACGAAUGUCGAAAAGGAGUAGCCAAAGAAAAACUGUGCAAAGAUGGCAUGGUCUUUAAUGACAAUAAUCCUCUAUACGAAAGAUGUGACUUCCCAUUCCUUGUUUCAUGCAGAGAUCGAGUUUAUUUACAGGAAGCCAAACCAAGUGCAAAUUGUCCCAGGAGAAACGGUAUUUUUGCUAAAGAAGGCAGCUGCAAGACAUUCUUUCAAUGCACCGAUGGCGCCGCAGCUAAAAUGUCAUGCCAAAACGGCUUAGCAUUCAAUCCAGCUGCAGGUACAUGCCAAUGGAAAUAUCUAGUACCUGACUGCGGUCAGGAACGAGCACGUUAACAGGAAACAGUAUCAAGAAUUGGAAGAUAAAAAAUCGUUUGGCCUUGAAGUUUCUAAAGCUUUGAAGAAUAACGGAAUAUUUUUUUAGCAAUUAUAAUAAAGAAAAAUUCAUUUUA